AUGUCCUAUCAGUAUCCACCUCAUCAACAACCUCCAUACGGUUAUCCUCCUUCUGGAGGACCCCCUCCUCCUCCUCCGCAGGGCUAUCAGCAACCUCCCUUUCCUCAACAACAAUACGGGCCUCCCGGGGGCGCUCCUCCACCCCAAUCUGGCUACGGUCACCAACUUUCCUAUCCUCCUCAAGGCCAGCCGGGCCAAGGAUACUACGGGGGCCCUCCACCACCGCACGGCGCAUAUCCACCUCCCACUCAUUCGCCGCAACCACCCCAGCAAUACGGCCAUCCCCCGCCGGGUCAACACUACCCUCCUCCGCAGGGUCAUGCCCUCCCACCAGGGCCACCUCCCAUGCACGGAGGUUAUCCAGGGGGCGCUCCCGCUUCCAACGCAUACCCGGCGCCGCCUUCACUUGGCUAUGUACCGGGACAAGUUGCACCGGGCGACUUUCGUGCGGAGGCCGACGCUCUCCGCAAGGCCAUGAAGGGCUUUGGUACGGACGAGAAGGCACUUAUCCAAGUCCUCUCGCGACUGGACCCUCUCCAGAUGGCCGGUGUACGCGCCACAUACUCCCAGCACAUCGGCCGCGAUCUGUUCAAGGACGUCAAAUCGGAAACAAGCGGGUACUUCGAACAAGGUCUGUUGGCCGUCAUCGAGGGACCGCUCAUGCACGACGUGACUUGCGUUCGCGAAGCCGUCAAGGGCAUGGGCACUAAAGAAUGGCUCCUGAAUGACGUUCUCCUGGGCCGAUCCAAUGCCGACCUCCAAGCCAUCCAGGCCCUCUAUGAACGCACCUACGGUCACUCGUUGGCCAAGGACGUCGAAGACGACCUCUCCUUCAAAACAGCCGAACUUUUCAAAAUGGUGCUCCGCGCCACCCGCCACGAAGACUCUGUGUCCUUGAACCCACAAUCCAUCGAAGCCGAAGUACGCACCAUCCACGACUCCACUGCAGCCCGCAUGGUCAACAACGUCACCGAGGUCUGCGGCAUCUUCGCCCGCUCCUCCAAUGCCGAGUUGCGCGAGAUCAGUCGUGCCUUUGAAGCGCGCUAUCACGCUUCCCUCGAGAAGCACAUCGAGAAGGAAUUUGCGGGCCACAUGGAAGAUGCGCUGUUGCAUAUGCUGCGCACCGCGACAAAUCCUGCGAUGCGCGACGCGAUUCUCCUGGAAGAAUGUAUGGCGGGGAUGGGCACCAAGGAUGAAAAGUUGGUUAUCCGGGUUGUUCGCGCGCAUUGGGAUCGGCAGCACAAGGAUCAGGUCAAGAGGGCUUAUCAUCACCGAUAUGGCCGGGAUUUGAUCGAUAGAGUGCAAGGGGAGACAUCUGGUGAUUACAAGCGGUUGAUGGUUGCGUUGCUGGGGUGA
Penicillium diatomitis is the source of this 1356-nucleotide messenger RNA. RefSeq names its product annexin. Gene Ontology annotation, molecular function: calcium ion binding; calcium-dependent phospholipid binding. Gene Ontology annotation, cellular component: cytoplasm. The record is from RefSeq and is a predicted model, not a curated record. The transcript is spliced from 2 exons. Lineage: Eukaryota; Fungi; Ascomycota; Eurotiomycetes; Eurotiales; Aspergillaceae. The coding region runs from base 1 to 1356 and encodes 451 amino acids.